Molecule: messenger RNA, 1236 nt
Organism: Cryptomeria japonica (Japanese cedar)
Lineage: Eukaryota; Viridiplantae; Streptophyta; Pinopsida; Cupressales; Cupressaceae
Exons: 8
Coding region: 28-807 (259 amino acids)
Source: RefSeq, a predicted model, not a curated record
AACUGCAUAUCUGAAACCGCCCACGAAAUGUGGGUCCCAUCAUCAUCUAGUUGGCAGUUCUUCAUGGCAUGGUAUUGUAUGUUCGAAUCGUGGCAUGGUAUUGUAUGCUUCUUUUGUGUGAAGAACAGCUUUCGAAGAAAAAUCAUGAGCAAGGCGGUGAAAGCAGCAGAGGCGCUGGUUCAUUCGGUAAUGGGGCAGUGGGACGCUUCUCACGACGCCUUCCAUGCGCUCAGAGUUCGUAAGCUUGCCCUUUCACUCGCUGCUGAAGAACAGUUGCCCCCAGAAAGCAUGGAAAUAGUUGAGCUGACAGCCCUGUUACACGACAUUGACGAUCACAAGUAUGCAAGGAAUGGUGUUGAAGGCAAGGUGGUCGAAUGUUUUUUGGAGAGCCACGGAGUGGAUCCUUGCAAAAGGGAGAGAAUAAUGGCCAUAAUAAAUAGAAUGGGGUUUAAGGAGGAAUUGGCAGGAGUACAAAAUGAUGAUCUUCCACCAGAGUUUGGAGUUGUGCAGGAUGCUGAUCGUCUUGAUGCUAUUGGAGCAAUUGGAAUUGCUCGAUGUUUCACUUUUGGUGGAAGUAGGAAUCGGAUACUUCAUGAUCCAGAGGUUGAAGCACGGAUAAAUUUGUCGAAGGAAGAGUACACAAAGAAAGAUGGUCAACAAACAACCUUGAAUCACUUCCAUGAGAAGCUUCUUAAGCUCAAAGACCUAAUGAAGACUAAGGCUGGUAGAAAACGGGCCGAGAGGAGGCACACAUUUAUGCAGGAUUUUCUAACAGAAUUUUAUGAAGAAUGGGAGGGCAACUUGUGAUUCAUAUAUUCCAUUCAAAUAUUCACAAAGGGUAUUAAAAGUGGGUUCCAAUCAACAUGGAGAAUAUUUAACUAAUAGGGAUCAUUUUUCCUAUAUUUUUAUAUAGCUUGAAGUUAAAAUUGCCUUUUAAAGACUCGGUAGAUGGCAGGGUAUGGUAAGCUUUAACUUGGGAGGACUGUGAGUGUUGUUUGUUGGCAAUAUUUCUCAAUAAUUCGUAUUAAGAAUUAUUAACCCAUAUGUUUCUGCAAAAUAAUCUCAAGCCUAGAUUAGAAAAUAAAUUCAUUAUGAGAUCUUUUAUUAAGUAUUAUUAAUGCGUUUAAUAUCCUAGCAAGAGACUAGAAGUGAAGGCAGUUAAUAUGUUAUAAUGAGACCAAAAGUGAAGGAAACUUUAUUUAUUUCUUAAUAUAGAAAUUUAUUUGUUUCAGUUUA